AUGAGCUCGAAAACCUACACCAAAGAGCUCCAUCUCGCCAGCCUCGCCGUGCAACGAGCCGCCCUCCUCACAAAACAACUGCUGUCAGUUGUUGACAAAGGCUCUCUCGACAAAAGCGACUCAUCCCCCGUCACAAUCGCCGAUUUUGCUGCCCAGGCCUCUAUCAUCGCUGCAAUCCACCACACCUUCCCAGAUGACGACAUUGUCGGUGAAGAAGACAGCUCCGCCCUUCGCACGAACCCCGCUCUGCUCGAACGCACCUGGGAACUCGCUACUUCAGUUCACCUCGAUGAUCCGGCGAGUGAAGCCCUGCUGUACACGCCUACUUCCCGCGAGGAGCUCCUGGACCUGAUUGACCUCGGCGCGACUGGGGAGUGCCGGCCGGGCAAACGGGCAUGGACGCUUGACCCUGUGGACGGGACGGCGACAUAUAUGCGGGGCCAGCAGUAUGUUGUCUGUUUGUCGCUGGUUGAGGACGGAGGGCAAAAGGUCGGAGUGUUAGGCUGUCCGAACCUGGAUCUUUCGAGCGGGCGGGUUGCGGAGGAAUUGGUUGAUAGCGAGGGAUACGGGCAGCUGCUUACUACUGUGAAGAGUGAGGGAGCAUGGAUUGCGCCGCUGGGGUCGGGAGCGUUGCUUGAGGGCCGGGCGCUGGACCGGGUGGAGCAGAUUGAGGAGGGAAGCGAGGUGAAACUUGUUGACACACGGGAGGCAUCAUCGCAGAACCUGGAGGCUCAUGAGAGGAUUGCGGGGGUUUUGGGGUGCCCAUGGCCGAAUCCUGUGGAUCUAUGGUCUGCGCAGAUGCGGUACGUUGCGAUUGCGGUGCGCGGGGGUUGUAAUGCGUUUAUCAAAGUGCCGCGCAAGGAUCACUAUCGGUCCAAAAUCUGGGAUCAUUCGGGGGGUAUGUUGCUGGUGUCGGAGCUCGGCUGCUUGGUGACAGACCUGGAUGGUCGGCCGGUGGAUUGUGGCUUGGGCAGGACGUUGGCGGAUUGUCAUGGGAUGGUUGUGGCGCCGGCUUCAAUUCAUGGGCGGAUAUUGGAGGCUGUCAAGGUCGCACGACAGUAG
This is a messenger RNA of Penicillium chermesinum, 1062 nucleotides long. Its product is annotated as inositol monophosphatase family protein. Gene Ontology annotation, molecular function: 3'(2'),5'-bisphosphate nucleotidase activity. The transcript has a single exon. Bases 1 to 1062 code for a protein of 353 amino acids. Gene Ontology annotation, biological process: sulfate assimilation. NCBI's taxonomy places the organism in Eukaryota, Fungi, Ascomycota, Eurotiomycetes, Eurotiales, Aspergillaceae. The record is from RefSeq and is a predicted model, not a curated record.